UCCAUUUCUUCAACCCCUCCUUUAUAACCCCAACUGUGCACAUCGUCUACUCUUUAAUUUCUUUUUUUACUCUAUCUCUUAUCUCUCUUAUCCUACAUUGACCGAGAUGGAUCUUGUUGUAUUCACAGAGACUAAUCCGACCAAAAUCACACACGUGAACAAGAAAUCCUCCGACGAAUUGCUCCGUAAGUUCGCCGAUCCUGACGACGACGUCGAAGAGUCAAAGUCAACGAAACGCCGCAAGAAAUCUCAAGAUAAGAGUAGUACUCGAGAGAACGACGCUGACAAUAUAGAAAGCAACGUUAUUGGCUUGGUGGAGAGGAAACGGCUUUUGCUUGCUGCUCCGGCGAGUAAACGGCGAUCUCUGUUUCUCCGCCAGCUUGCUUCUGGUAAAUCACAUCUCAGGAACAAAUCUCUUGUCAGAACUAUCGGCAAGACAUGGCGUAAAACAAUGGAAGGAGCUUCAAGAGUUUUCAUCCAGAAGCAUUAUAACAGACACAGGCGUCUCAACGACGUCGUUUAGACUUAUUCAACCUUUUCUUUUUUUUGUUUUCCUUUAAUUACAAUUUUUUUUUUCCUUUAAUUAGAAAUUGGUCUCACUAUUUUUUUUACAUUCUUUUGUAUUAUUCUCACGUUUAGUAUUUAUUACAUCUUUCUGUCUUCUUUUUUACUUAUAAGGCAAAUCACUUUCAUUGUUAUUUUUUUAUUUUUUUUAUUUUGUAAAGAUUCUAGCUAUCUCAAUUUUAAGUUUGUAUUUUAUAAUGUCAGAACCAG
Messenger RNA from Camelina sativa (false flax), 774 nucleotides. RefSeq lists its product as uncharacterized. Lineage: Eukaryota; Viridiplantae; Streptophyta; Magnoliopsida; Brassicales; Brassicaceae. The record is from RefSeq and is a predicted model, not a curated record.